Molecule: messenger RNA, 1388 nt
Organism: Corticium candelabrum
Lineage: Eukaryota; Metazoa; Porifera; Homoscleromorpha; Homosclerophorida; Plakinidae
Exons: 8
Coding region: 433-1182 (249 amino acids)
Cellular component (GO): lysosomal membrane
Source: RefSeq, a predicted model, not a curated record
AAAUCGCGACAAAACUUCGCCGUGAAUUCUCUGCAAGACUUCGUCUAGUAGACGUGAUCAUGAAGUCGUUGAGCAUGCAGCUGGCGGGCUGGAGCAGAAUACAAACUACGACGUGUAGGGACGUGAGUUUGCGUGAAGAGCGCACUACAAGUCGUCGUUUGUGUACAGUGUAGACUUUGGUAGACAGCAGAUAUGCAUGAGAUGUCUUCGUUGAUUACAGCUGUAAUUGGAAGGUAUGCAUUAUGAAACUGAACACUAAUGAUGGUCCUAGGACCAACCGCAAUAUAUUGAGAAGAGGCGGUACCAUCCCAGACCCGUGGAGGACGAUUUUGAAUCGGCGCUACACGGGUCUGGGAGGUCGAGGCUAGCAGAGUUUGCGGUGUCAUCACUCCAUUUCGCCUACAAGUACACGUACGUCGUGUCCCUAGCGCGAUGAAGAAACCGAAUUCGAGGCACCCAGACUACACACGGGUCGAGCCUUUAUGCGUCUCGUCGACGUCUCGUUUCUGCUGUCUCGAAUCAAGGCUAGCCAGCCUGUUGAUCGGUAGCCUCUACGCGGUGUACAAUGCGGUGCUCAUAGUCGUGUGCGCGCUCAUACUUGCUGAUGGGAGUCUGCGAGCGUAUCUGACGAGGACGAUUUACGACAGCGUCGAUGGCAGCUCGAAUGUGUUUGAGGACACGGACGACGAUCAGGUUGACGGAAGAUUCUCAUGGUCUUUCUAUUUCUACGGAAUCACUGAUCUCAGUUACGCCCAGUUCGAUUACUGGUUUACACUUUGGAUCAGAAGUCAACUCAGUCUGGCAGUAUUUGUCUUGUCUUUGUCUCUAUCACUAGUGUACGGAAUUGCAGCUGUACAGCCAUGCUGUCUCAUGCCAUUUUAUAUAUGGGGUAUUUUUGACGUUGGCUUUACUUGCCUAGCUGUGUUCCAUUACACAGACUACCCGACUGCUUCUUAUGAAUUUUGGGCUGCAGUUGUUCUUACUCUGGUGAUCUUCGUCAAGUUGUAUUGGUUGUCUUGCAUUUGGGUAACAUAUCAAGAAACUGUGAGUGUGAGGAAAAGGAAUCUGGCACAGCAGCGAAACGUCACGAAGAAAGUGGAUUUGGAGAUGGGCAAAAUGACUCAUUAUGGAGUGUACAAGACAUAUGUUGAACCAGUCACUUCAAAGCAGCUUGAUGUUUGAGCAUCCUACUGGUGAACAUAGAGUGACUCUAAUUGUACAAACUAUGCCGUAGUUUCGUAUUUUGGUCGUAGUCAUAGUGGUGGUAGACUUCAAUUAGUAGUGCAGUUACUCAUUACAUUUUAGUGAUUUUUUGUUGGUUAUAGAACAGUUGAAUGUUCAUACAGUACAUGUUAUAAAAGACUUUCUGAAUUACAUUAGUAACGGGA